Brassica oleracea var. oleracea is the source of this 801-nucleotide messenger RNA. RefSeq lists its product as uncharacterized. The transcript has a single exon. Bases 323 to 667 code for a protein of 114 amino acids. Lineage: Eukaryota; Viridiplantae; Streptophyta; Magnoliopsida; Brassicales; Brassicaceae. The record is from RefSeq and is a predicted model, not a curated record.
AAUAUUAAUUUAUAGAGUUUUAAAAAUGUACUAAAGAAAUCGUCGGUUAGUUUAUAUAAUCUGCGUUUUUCUUUUAUUAGGGCUAAACCCAGCCCAAACAAAGGAGGAAUGUCUAGCAAGUAUCCAAACAUGGGUUCGGGCCUCUGGGUUAAUGUUUGCUGGAUCUGGAUUCGGAUAUCCUAUAUAUCCCUAGUGAUAAUAAUUAAUAAGAGCCGCGGCUCUGAACAAAAUAUAAAACAAGGGCGGCCUUCUGCUUUUAGUUAACAAAGAAAAAACUCCGUAGAGAGAGAGAGAGAGAGAAUAGCGGUGCUGGAUCUAAGCGAUGUCGGAUCCUUACGAGAGGGCGAAGGGUGGAAGGUUAGCGUUUAAAGGAGGCGAUCUAGCCACCAUCAAAAAGAAGAAGAAGCAAUCGAAGAAGAAGAAGAAGGACAAGGAAAAGCUCGACGACGGCGCCGAUGUUGAGAAGAUGGACGCUCCAGCCACUUCCUCUGCUGCAGAUGGCAAAGACGAUAUCUACUCUAUCGACGCCGCGAAGAAGAGGAAGUACGACGAGCUUUUCCCCGUGGAGGCAAAGAAGUUCGGUUACGUUCCCAAAUCGAACUUCGAUUCGGUGGCGGAGGCUCUCGACGAUCGAGUCAAGAAGAAGGCCGACCGCUACUGUAAAUAGAAUCUUUUGCAUCUCCCUUUGUUUAAUUCCCUACUCUAUGCAUAAUUGUUAUCAUGUUUGAAGACUUUAUCCCUAUUUUGCUUCUGUUUGAGACUGGUUUAUUUGGAAUCCAAAUUAGUGGUAUUUGGUAUUCA